ACUACACUGAUCCAUCACAAUGGCGGAUGAUACGCGGCAGCCUGACACACCUCCUGCUGAUGCACAACCCCAGUCUGAUGGCCGUCCAUUCACAAGACCCAAACCUAAGCAUGACUUUCCGAAAACCCAGGCUGGAAAAAUGUGGGAAAUGUUGGGCAAUCCUGCGGAGCCCGCAAAUAGCUUGCCCGGAGGAACGUAUAACUCAGCAGGUGGCAAACCUCCCGAGAUAACCUGGAGAGAUGCCUUCAACUUCUCAUACGAAGGAAAGGGUCCCGCGUGGUAUCAGGUACCAUGCGCAAGAGAUGCAUUGCUUGUCGGUAUAGCUUCUGGAGGCGCAGUGGGAGGUGUAAGAUUUAUACUGAGAGGACUCUCUUCCAUGUUGGUCACUACCAACCUGGCAGUCGCUGGAUUUGCUGUCUCGGCCUCCGGCAUGUACUAUUGGUGCGAUCAAAGACGGCGAGAGGAAGCAAGAGGCAUGGCGUUGGCUGUUCAGGGAAUGAGGAUGCUGCAUGAGAAGAAAGCUCGGGAGAAGGCUGCCGAGGAAGCCGCGCGGGCAGCAGCGGCCGCAGAUAUUGAGGAGCAGGAACGGAAACGAAGGAUGCAUUGGUACAAAUUCUGGUGAAGGUAUUGUUUGUUUUGGGAUCAACAGCUCGCGGCGAGCGGCGUUCACAGACAAGGGGAAAACGGAGCCUUGCCGGGCAGCCAACGUGUACAGUAUGAUCGCCAAUGAUGUUUGGUUCAGGGUUCGGAGUUUGGAGAGAACAUCAAUCCUCGCUUAGAUUUGGCAGUCCUCAGCCGUCUUCGAAAUGAACCCGCGCUGCCUUGCGAGGCGAGGACUCGACGGAUAACGCACCAUCGUCUUGGUCAAACCCGCGCUUUCUCCUCUCACUCCUCUGCUGUCUUGCUUCUCGAGCUUCGCGAUUCUUGUAGUCGGACAGUUGUUGUUUCCGCCGUUGCGAUCUUGACCAAGCAACUGCUGCUGAAGGUUUGAACCCG
Molecule: messenger RNA, 996 nt
Organism: Cladophialophora immunda
Lineage: Eukaryota; Fungi; Ascomycota; Eurotiomycetes; Chaetothyriales; Herpotrichiellaceae
Exons: 2
Coding region: 20-622 (200 amino acids)
Biological process (GO): mitochondrial respiratory chain complex IV assembly
Cellular component (GO): mitochondrial inner membrane; mitochondrion
Source: RefSeq, a predicted model, not a curated record